UAAAAUUACCUCAUUUAUUACUACAACACAAAAUUCUAAGCAAUCUAAACUACCAUAUAAUAAUGAUGAUUCACUUAGUGAAAGUUUUGAUUUUGAUAAUUUUGAAAACAGUACUACUAUAAGUGAAGAUUCGAAUAAUGAACAAGACUUAAAUAAUGAUAUUGAAUUAAAAAAAUCCAAAUAUGCCCGUUUUGAUAAAAAAAAUUUAAAGUGGAAUCCAAAUUGGAAAAAAACCUACCCAUGGGUUGAUUUGGUAAUAAAACAAGAUAGCAAAUAUAUAGUUUGUACAUGGUGCAUUGAUGCAAAAUGUGAUAAUAUUUUUGUAACAGGUACUCAAUACUUUAAAGAGCAAUAUCUUCAACGACAUAUAGAACGGUCUGAUCAUAAAAAGGUUGUAUAUGCACGUAGCAAAAAUCAAAUUAAUAUUUUAUCUAGUAUACAUCAAUGUACUGAGUUUGAACAACUGCAAACAAUGAGAAAAAUGAUGAAUAUUUAUUUUCUUGUAAAGCAUAAUAUUGCUACACUUAAUUUUGAAGACUUGUGUCAUCUUGUUGA
This is a messenger RNA of Dentiscutata erythropus, 555 nucleotides long. The record is from the annotation of a GenBank genome assembly. Lineage: Eukaryota; Fungi; Glomeromycota; Glomeromycetes; Diversisporales; Gigasporaceae.